Molecule: messenger RNA, 2129 nt
Organism: Papilio polytes (common Mormon)
Lineage: Eukaryota; Metazoa; Arthropoda; Insecta; Lepidoptera; Papilionidae
Gene: Su(dx)
Product: E3 ubiquitin-protein ligase Su(dx)-like
Exons: 11
Coding region: 277-1863 (528 amino acids)
Molecular function (GO): ubiquitin-protein transferase activity
Source: RefSeq, a predicted model, not a curated record
ACUAACUUGUGACUAAUUAUUUUCAGAAUUAUUUUUGUUUACUACAUUACAGUUUUGUAAAUAAUUCUCCAAAAGUGAAACCAUUUUAGUUUUAUGGAUAUUAGUGACAACAAGUGAAAAAAAUUAUUAGUAAUCGGUAGUCAUGACUAUUUCUUGCGUAUUUCCUUCCAGACUUCAGUGAGAUAAGGGGCAAGAUAAAAACCUAAUCAUGACUGCCCUGGAAGCAUUGAGCAUUGAAUAAAUUAUGCUGCAAUAAGUAUGAAUUGACCAUACACAAUGUCCGAUACAGUACAGCCGUUAAGUGCACCCAUUUCACUUUCUACAUAUCACCAACUCAGUUUAACUGUUGAAUCAGCCACUAUUAGGAAUUCAGGACUAUUUAAACCAAACCCAUACUUACAAGUGAUAGUAGACGGUAAGGUUUUAAGGAAAACAGAAGUAAUUAAAAACACACUACAUCCAAAAUGGAAGGAAGAAUUUACGGUGCUUGUAACACCAUUGUCACAAUUGAUGUUCCGUUUGGCAGAUCAUCAUAGUUUUAGAAAGGAUCAUGUUAUUGGAGAGAAAAAAAUUCAUCUUUUAAAAGUCUUGCAUUAUUUUAAUGGAAAAUGUGAAAAUGUGGAACUGUGCAUAGAUUUGAUGAAAAGUGUAUCCCAAGAUGGAACUGCUGGAAACAACAAUGUAAAAGUAAAAACAGCUGAUUUAGUUUUGUUACUUGAUGGAUUAAGACUUGAUCCAUCUAUACUGAGCCAGUCGCAUGAAGUGCUCGGAGAGGCUACUAACUCGCGUAGUCCAUUAAAUGAUGGCGUCCGUGCUAGAAUUCGAUUACGAAAUAGUUCAGAUUCAUCACGGUCUAUGCUGCGAACACAGAAUCUACGGCCACCGCCAGGUCCACCUCCCCUGAGUAACGGUACGAUCAGCGGAGUGUCAGCAGAAAACGGUGCGGGCCCCUCGCACGUGGAGCACGGGCUGGACUAUGGCGGCGUCAGCCGGGAGUGGUUCUUCCUGCUGUCGCACGAGGUGCUCAACCCCAUGUACUGCCUCUUCGAGUACGCCAACAAAAACAACUACAGCCUGCAGAUCAACCCCGCCAGCUACGUCAACCCCGACCACUUGCUCUACUUCAAGUUCAUAGGGCGGUUCAUCGCGAUGGCUUUGUACCACGGACGGUUUAUCUACUCCGGCUUCACCAUGCCCUUCUACAAACGCAUGCUCAACAAGAACAGAGAUAAUGACAUUGAUGAGUGCGGACUGGAGAUGUGGUUCAGUGUAGACUUUGAGGUCCUGGGACAAGUAAUACAUCACGAACUGAAGCCUGCCGGCGACAAGGAGAGGGUUACAGAAGCGAACAAAGAGCAGUACCUGCAGCUGGUGACGCAGUGGCGCAUGACGCGCGGCAUUGAGGAACAAACUUCCGCCUUCCUCGACGGAUUCAACGAGGUGGUGCCGCUGGAGUGGCUAAAGUACUUCGACGAGCGCGAGCUGGAGCUGAUGCUGUGCGGAAUGCAGGAGGUGGACGUGGACGACUGGCAGCGCAACGCCAUCUACCGACACUACACGCGCACUAGCAAACAGGUCGUCUGGUUCUGGCAGUUCGUACGACAAAUGGACAACGAGAAGCGAGCGAGGUUGCUGCAGUUUGUGACGGGCACCUGCCGCGUGCCGGUCGGCGGUUUCGCUGAACUGAUGGGCUCCAACGGACCGCAACGAUUUUGUAUAGAAAAGGUGGGUAAGGAGACGUGGCUGCCGCGGUCGCACACGUGUUUUAACAGAUUGGACCUCCCGCCUUAUAAAAGCUACGAACAGUUGUGUGAAAAAUUAAAUUACGCUAUAGAAGAAACUGAAGGGUUCGGGCAGGAAUAAAUAUUUUUGUUAUUUUUAGUAAAAAUGUAAAUUAUUAUCACUUAUAUUUUUUAUGAGCACCAAUCUUCACAAAUGGCAAAUUCCACAAUUUUGAGAUCGGUGCCAUCAAAAAGACCAACCAAAUACUUGUAUGAAUAUUUGUUUUAACAAUAAAUAUAUUAUGUAGAUAAAAUUAGUGUAUUGCAUCAGUUGUAUAAGAUAUAUUUUGUUUGAGCUAUAUUUAAAAAGUUCGUCUAUAAAGUUCAAUAAAAGCCUAAAAAACACAA